Striga hermonthica is the source of this 325-nucleotide messenger RNA. NCBI's taxonomy places the organism in Eukaryota, Viridiplantae, Streptophyta, Magnoliopsida, Lamiales, Orobanchaceae. The record is from the annotation of a GenBank genome assembly.
UCAGUUUAUAUUAAGCCCUAAUUCUUGUCAGAAAGAUCAGUUAAGUCAUGUCAUGUUCCAUGCACGCAACACGUACGCUAGUGCCCAGCGUGGUGUAUGCGAUGCAGUGGUUAGUUGUUCGCCACGCAGGCUGUGCCCAGUGGCCGCCAGCAUGUAUAGUGGCCCGAGUACAUGCACCAUUCACGCCCGACAGUCAGAGCCACGACGAGUCCAGGCAGCGUUCGCACACGCGGCCUUGGUAAGUCCGUUGGCCGAGUCAGUCGCCGACCGACCGGUGCGAGCAGGCCGGCGGUCCGACCAGACAAGUUCAAAGCAAUUCAGACCG